AACGUGGCCUUGUCAGUGCUGGGAGGACAAAGGAUUUAAGUACCAAGAGCCCGAUGCAAAACAAGACAGGGCUCAAUGAGAUGGAUGGUGAAGAGGUCAACUUCCUUCCUGCAGACUUUAAACUUUCCAAUGUGGACUUUGUUAUCAAAAUUCAGGAGCUUAAAGUUCAAGAAAGAGAGAAUGCCCUCUUUGAGUGUGUCCUGACACACCCACUACCCAAAAUCACAUGGAUGGGUAAAGGCAGCGUCCUUGAGGAUGGAGAGAAAUACAGCAUAAGUGUGUCAGACCACAAACUGAUCCACAGGCUGGUGAUCAAGGACUGCAAGCGGCAGGACAAAGGCAUCUAUUCAGCUGUGGCUGGGAUUACGUCCUGCAGUGCCUGGCUGGUUGUCGAAGCUAAGAGAGACCCUUCAUCAGGUGGUAAGAAGAUAGCUCGUAAAACUGCCUUAACUGUCGGAGCACGGACUGACCUUGAGAAAGUGGCCAGAGAGCAGCAAAUAAAAAACCAAGAGGCGAUGGAGAGGAUUUUAGCAUCAGUAAAAGCAAAACACAAAGAAGGACAACCGAAAGUCGUAAAGGCAUUAACCACCAGUGGGAGAGAUGGUGAAAUAAGUGCAGCCAUUGGACCGGGUAAAAGCAGCAGAGCGUUUAAGGAUAAGCCUAAUGCCACAAAAGCCAGCACCCCGCCCGAGUCACCAGGGAGCGGAGGAGAAGCAGAGAUCAAAAACUCAAGAGGAGACGGCACAGGAGCAUUAAAUGUAUCAAAGCGUGUAACGAAACCAGAAGUGAAACUGAGAGCGGAGGAGCCCAAGAACAACAAACACACUAAAUCGGGUCAAGUGGAUUUUGACAAGGUAACAGAUACAAAUGAAGAAGGAUAUUCUGAAGACAAUGAGGACUUCACUGGAUCUGGCAGUAAUUCAAGAUACAUAAAACAUGGUCAAAAGACAGUACAUGGAGAAAUAGGAUCCGGUGCCAAAGGUGUUGAUGUAGAGUUAAACCAGAUUCAAACACCUACUGCAAGUCAAAAUGAAGUGACUGAUUUUGAGGGAAAUAAAGAUUCUUCUGGAUCUGUCAGAUGCCAAAGGCACAAAAAGAAGGUCCAAUGGAAAGAACAUCCAUCUGAUACAACUGAAGAAGGAUAUUCUGAAGACAAUGAGGACUUUCUUGGAUCUGCCAAUAAUUCAAGAUACAUAAAACAUGGACAAGAGACAGAACAUAGAGACAUUGAUACAAAUGAAGAAGGAUAUCCUGAAGACAGUGAGGACUUCACUGGAUCUGCCAAUAAUUCAAGAUACAUGAAACACGAUCAAAAGACAAAACAUAGAGAAAUUGGAUCCAAUGGCAAAACUGUUGAUGUAGAGUUAAACCAGAUUCAAACACUUGCCACAAGUCAAAAUGAAGUGACGGAUGGAAAUAAAGAUUCUUCUGGGCAUGUCAGACGCCAAAGGCACAAAAAGAAGGUCCACUGGAAAGAACAAACAUCUGGGUCCUUUGAACAUAUUGAAAACCCACCGCACAAAGCAAAGUGUUUACUACCUGAAAACUGUGGCUCUAACACAGAUCCAGGUGAGCUGUUAAGUGACAAUGAAGCAAGUGACAGCGACGAGAAUGACGACUCUACUGGCCAGGUCAAGUGCUCGAGUGGUUCAAAGCAAAGCCAGCAGCCACAGAAAGCAGUCAAUGGUGAAGCUUCAGGUCCUGAAGAGCACAAUGAGUGUGACGAGACUGAAGAUGUAACUGGUUCUGCCACACAUUCAAGGCGUAAGAGACAAGGCCCACUGAUAGAAGACAUAGUGAUUGACCCAGGAGUUCAUUUCAUCUGUGGUCUGUCUGACGUCAGCGCUAUCAUCAAUGAGACUGCUGAGUUGACAUGUAAGCUCAGCAGUGAAGAGUGCGAGGGAGUCUGGUUCAGAGACGGCAAAAAGAUAUCACCAGAUGACAAUUUCGCUAUCACUAAAGAUGGUGCAAUCCAUAAAUUAGUCAUAAUCAGGUGCGAGGAAGAGCACUCUGGGAAAUAUCGUUUUGAGGCAGACGGUCGUAAAACAGAGGCGAUGGUCAACGUCAAAGAUCCCCCGAGGUUUUACCCUGACGACCUCAGUGCUUUCACGGAGCCCGUGACAGUUAAAGUGGGGCACAAUGCCAUCUUCAAAAUGCAUUUUGUUGGCCAUGAGCCCAUAAAGAUUCAGUGGUACAAAGAGGGAGAAGAGCUCCAGGAUGACAACAAUACAAAGACAGAGAAAUGUGGGAGUCACAGCCGCUUGCUCCUGAGCAGGUGUCAGAGAAAGGACACAGGAGAGAUCAAGAUCAAGCUCAAGAACGAACACGGCUUCAUUGAGGCAAUUUCACAGCUAAUUGUGCUCGACAAACCCACGCCACCCCUGGGUCCUGCAGAGGUAAUUGAGAGCUCAGCUUUAUGUAUUGAAUUUAGGUGGAGGCCUCCAAAGGAUGAUGGUGGCUCACCAGUGAUUAACUACAUAAUGGAGCGACAGCAAGUGGGACGUAACACCUGGAAGAAAUUAGGGGAAAUCCAAGGAAAUCCCAGCUACCGCGAUACAGACGUGGACCAUGGCCGGAAAUAUUGUUACCGUAUCCAGGCAGUGACUGCGGAGGGCACAAGCGAAAUGAUGGAGACUGAUGAAAUGCAAGCCGGCACACUAGCUUUUCCGGGCCCUCCAGCACCUCCAAAGGUGGUCAGUGCCUAUGACGACUGUGUCAACAUUUCCUGGGAUUCACCAAGUAACCGAGGUGGUUCACGUAUCCUCGGUUAUAUUUUGGAGAAACGCAAGAAGGGGAGUAAUCUCUGGACUGUUGUCAAUGCCAUGGAUGAACUCAUAAAAGAGAAGAAAUAUGCAGUGAAAGAUGUUGUGGCAGGUAUGGAAUAUGAAUUCAGAGUUACGGCCAUAAACCUCUCAGGAGCUGGUGAAUUUAGCAGCCCAUCAGAGUUUGUUUUUGCACGGGAUCCCAAGAAGCCUCCCGGUAAAGUUACAAGCCUGAAGGUGACAGAAACUUCUUACAGCCACUUGGUCCUGACUUGGACCAAACCUGAGGAUAAACCGGGGAUACAGGAUGAAGCAAAAGGAUAUUUUGUUGAGAUUCGGCAGGCAGACUGCAUUGAAUGGUCCCGUUGUAAUACCACCCCCAUCAUCACGACUUCCUUCAGUGUGAAAGGCCUUAAGUCCAUGGACACGUAUUGGGUGAGAGUGAUUGCGACUAAUGACGGAGGAGAGAGCGCUCCUGAGGAGCUGGCCAACUAUGUCCUUGCAAUGCCCUCACCUGUGAGGCCAAAGUUCACAAACCACAAGAUGAAGAGUUUCAUAGUAGUGAGAGCAGGAAACUCUGUCAGGAUCACAGUGAACUUUGAGGCCUCCCCACGGCCAGAUAUUAUGUGGCUCAAGGAUAAUGUGCCAGUGACAAAGCGAGUUACUAUCAGCAACUCUGAUGGCUCGUCCCAGCUGCUGAUCCCCUCGUCUGAGCGCUCUGAUUCUGGCAUCUACUCCAUUUUGGUGAAAAAUCUCGCAGGACAGGAGACAUUCAGCACAGAGGUUCGGGUCACAGAUGAUCCAAAGCCUCCUGGACUGGUAGAACUGGAGGAAAAUGUGCCUGGCACAGUGACUGUGAUUUGGGAGCCUUCUCCUGAUGAGAAGCGUGAUGACCGCCUGCACUAUACAGUGUCCAAGCUGGAUUCUACCAAACGCACUUGGACCACAGUGGCUGACAGACUCUUCAAUAACAAGUUCACAGUCUGCAAUAUCAUGCAUGGGAGGGAAUAUAAUUUCCGCGUCUAUGCCAAAAACGACAUGGGCGUAUCAGCCCCCUCAGAGUCACCAACCUGGGGGAUGGAGAAGAAGAAAGAAAAGUUUGUGGUGAGUGUACCGACCAGAAAGGACUGCGAUUUGCGCUGUGCUCCGACCUUCGUUGUGCCUUUGAAGCUUCACACUGCACCCACAGGCUAUGAAUGCUACAUGAGCUGCGCAGUAAAGGGAAAUCCCAAACCUCGUGUCACGUGGUAUCGAAAUCACAUCAGCCUAAAUACUAAUACCAACUAUUACAUCUCCAACACCUGUGGAGUUUGCUCCAUGUUAAUUCUCCACGUAGGCCCCAAAGACAUGGGAGAGUAUACUGUCAUUGCAGAGAACGCCCUCGGACGGGCUGAAUGCUCCACCGUCCUCAGUGUCAGAGAGUGAAGAUGCAGAGGCUACCACAAUAUACGCAGUAUUCAUCUGAAAGUUUGGAUAUCUAUGAUAAUACCUGAAGUGGUUGUGCUCGCUGGAUGUGGUGGAAAAAGAUGAUAUAUG
This is a messenger RNA of Larimichthys crocea (large yellow croaker), 4298 nucleotides long. Its product is annotated as immunoglobulin-like and fibronectin type III domain-containing protein 1. The transcript has 22 exons. Gene Ontology annotation, cellular component: M band. Gene Ontology annotation, biological process: sarcomere organization. Gene Ontology annotation, molecular function: protein binding. Bases 54 to 4187 code for a protein of 1377 amino acids. Lineage: Eukaryota; Metazoa; Chordata; Actinopteri; Sciaenidae. The record is from RefSeq and is a predicted model, not a curated record.